AUGGAGAUGGAGGGCUUGUGCUCUGACGUUGCUGUGGUGGAUAGGCUUGUGUGCUCUGCUAUGGAGGCUUUGGUGGCUAAGAGUGUCAUUCUAGCUGCCAAGUCACUUGCUUGCCUUUGUUUCAUGAUGGGAUCUUUGCCAAGUGACAUUGAUGUGCUCCUCAAGGAACCUAAUGCUAUUGAAAGGGUUUCAAUACCUGAUCGUAACAUGGAAAAACAGCCUGAUCCAGAGAUUAAAGAUGCCAGUGAAGCUGAAGUUGAUGACGAGGGCGAUGAUGGUGAGGAUGAACAGAAUGAGGAUCUUGAUGGCAAGGAGGAUAAAUUAUCAGGUGAAGAGGGAAAUAAUGAUGAUGGUGGAGGGGAUCCUGAAGAUAAGCCCGAGGCCACUGGCGAGGGUGUAAGUGAGGAGGAGGACGACGACGACGAUGAUGAUGAUGAUGAUGAUGACGAUGAUGAUACUGAUGACGACGACGAUGAUGACGACGAGGACAACAAUGAGGAAGAAGAGGAGGAAGAGAUUCCCCAGCCCCCUGCUAAGAAGAGGAAAUGA
Ilex paraguariensis (yerba mate) is the source of this 549-nucleotide messenger RNA. The record is from the annotation of a GenBank genome assembly. NCBI's taxonomy places the organism in Eukaryota, Viridiplantae, Streptophyta, Magnoliopsida, Aquifoliales, Aquifoliaceae.